Molecule: messenger RNA, 6476 nt
Organism: Mobula hypostoma (lesser devil ray)
Lineage: Eukaryota; Metazoa; Chordata; Chondrichthyes; Myliobatiformes; Myliobatidae
Product: translational activator of cytochrome c oxidase 1-like
Exons: 6
Coding region: 75-992 (305 amino acids)
Cellular component (GO): mitochondrion
Source: RefSeq, a predicted model, not a curated record
GCCGGAAGUAGAUGGCGUUUGAGGCGGAUGUCUGUCGGUGUGCCGAUGACCGCUGAUCACUAGGAUUCACCACUAUGGCUGGAGUUGCCAUGUUUCGAAGUGUUUGCUUGUGGAACAGAAACCACCUCCUGUCAUCACUGUGGAAUCGAGGUGAUUCAGUGGCAAAGCACAGAGCUCUGUCUCUGGGCUCCAUUCCCCUCUGCAACCAGGCAAGCGGCCAGUAUAAUCUCUUAGUGCCACAUGCUAAGAUCCAUGCUUCUUCAGCUACCCAUGCCGGGCAUAACAAGUGGUCAAAGGUGAAACAUAUCAAAGGGCCAAAAGACACUGCCAAGAGUCAGAUGUUUGCCAAGCUCGCAAUUAUGAUUCGCUUUGCUGUGAAAGAAGGAGGUCCAAAUCCUGAGUUUAACACUCAGCUGGCAAACCUCAUUGAGCAGUGCCGAGCCAAGAACAUGCCUAAGGCAUCUAUUGAAGCUGCAAUUAAAGGUGCAAAAUCUAAGGCUUCAAUCUAUUCGCUGUAUGAAGCAAGAGGUCCAGGGGGGUCGUCCCUGCUCAUUGAAGUCCUCACGGACAACAACAGCCGAACUCUUCAGCAACUAAAGAGCAUUCUGAACAAAAAUGGGGGAAUAAUGAGCGAUGGAGCACGCCACUGUUUUGAUAAGAAAGGAGUGGUGAUGGUGAAUGGUCAGGGCAUUCAGCUGGAACGUGCUCUGGAACUGGCAAUUGAAUCUGGAGCAGAAGAUGUUGAACAGGUUGAGGAUGAAGAAGAUAAAGUCAUGCUGAAGUUUAUUUGUGACUUGUCCUCAUUGCGAGAGGUCCGAGAGAGGUUGGAUGCACUGGGACUGCUAAGUAUUAAUUCUGGACCUGAGUUUAUCGCCACCACGACUGUUCAGCUCACGGAUAAAGAUUUGGAGGCAGCUUUCUGCUUGAUUGAACUGAUUGAUGAGAAUCAGGACGUUAUUAAAGUAUAUGACAACAUAAGGUUGCAAAGUUAACUGAACAGAAGAGGGCUUUCUGCAUAUUCUGAUACAAUACUGAAUGCAACGGAACACAAGUUUGUACUGAGACUGUACAAGAUCAUGUCAAAGUUUCCAGUGUGUGCUCUCUACAUUGCCAACAAUUUAGCUUCAAAACAAGAAUGUGCUGCAGCUGUAAAGUUGCAGUUGUGUAACUAAUGGUAGUUACUAAACGUGCAUCUUUAUCCAUUGGUUUUCAUCCUCUCAUAGAACAGUACAGCACAGAACAGGCCAUUCAGCCCAUGAUGUUCUGCCAACCUUUUAACCUAUUCCAAGAUCAACCUAACCCUUCCUUCCUUCAUAGCUCUCCAUUUCUCUUUCAUCCAUGUAUCUAAGAGUGUCUUAAGUGUCCCUAAUGUAUUUGCCUUCACCCUAUCCCUGGCAGUGUUCCAUGUAUCUUCUACUCUGAGUAAAACAACCUACCUCUGACAUUCCCCCUAUCUGCCCCUCCAAUCAACUUAAAAUAAUGCCUGCUCGUAUUAGCCAAUUCCACACUAGGAAAAAGUCUCUAGCUGUCCACUCUAUCUUUGUAUACCUUUAUCAAGUCACCUCUCGCCUCCUUUUUUUCCAAAGAGAAAAGCCCUAGCUCGAUCAAACUAUCCUCAUAAGAUAAUGCUUUCUAGUCUGGGCAGUCUCUGCAUCCUCUCUGAAGUUUCCAUAUCCUUCCUAUUUUGAGACAACCAGAACUGAACUCAAUACUCCAAAUAUUCCAACCUCCCCUGAAGAUUUCUGUGGUACAGUACCACAACCGUCAUUUGCUUAGCAGCCCCUCUUCCUUUUUGCGAUUUUCCAUGUAUGUGUCACAGGUGACACAGCCCAGUCCAAUACUGUAUUCAGGAUUAGUUCAUCAGCUGAAGAGGGGAUAAAUCCUGGUGACCAUUAAGGUGAUUGUUGCACUGGAGUCCUCGUGUGAUGAUAAAGAAGGGUCAAUGACUUGCUCAUAGCUGGCUCUUCACAAGAAGGAGGAAAUCAGCCAUAUUUUUAACAUUCUGAAAUAUUUGAUCAACUUUCAAACGUUUUUGUGGAUUUUGUGCAUGAGCUGAACAUUUUUGCUAACUAUAAUAAAUAUGUCACUUCUUGGGAUUAUUUCAGGCAUCAGGCCCCAGUAGAUGUGAUGCAGAGCUCUUUCUGAAAUCCCCCGAUUAAAUAACAGAACAGAAACUAAGUACAGUGGAUUCGAGUGAAUUGGGACACAAAGGGACCAGUACAUUUUGCCCCAAUUAGCCGAAGCUUCACGGAAAUAGUUAAAAAGGUAUUAAAAAAAAGACAAACUGAAUAACAAAUUAUGUAUUUAAAUUAAAUACAAAACAAAUUAGAACACUACCAAUACUACCGCAGUACCAUAAAAUUGUGUAUAAGUUUCUAAUACUUAUCGACAGAGGAAUUCAUCCGCAUUGUGGUCUUUUGACUGUAAAUGAAUAAAAUCUCUGCAGAUACCCAGUGCAGGUGGUGGACUGCCUCCAUAUAAUGCUAUCAUUGUAACAUUCAAGAUGAUUGUCUAUACCUUCUAAUUCUUCGUAGUUCCUAAUUGUUGAAGUAGUGAAAUCGUUUCAUUUUCACUCCCAGUUGUUUCCGGCAUCUUCAAGCAUGAAUGCUUGAAACUGCAGUGAACAAAACGGUUUUGAAUUGUCUUACUGCUUAUUUCUCACCAACUAUCACUGACAAAAAUCACUUUUUUGAACCCAAACACAUGCAACUGAUGCUAUUUAAAAACCUUACUUUAAGCACGGUGUAGCAUCUAACAACCACACAAGUGUGCACGACUGACUGUAGUUAGAACCUGUUCUGCAACAGUCUCCUGCCCCAAUCAAGCAGCAUAGUGUCCCAAAUAAAGGGAAUCCCAGUUAUUUUCUCAAUUAGUUUUUGUUCAAGAGUUGUCCCAAAUAAGCAGCUCCCCUAAUUAACCAAUGGCCCAGUUAACUGGAAUCCACUAUGAUACCAAUGUUUGUCUUUAUUUUGUAAGAUGUAACUGAGUAGGUAGCACUCUUAUUCCUGCCUUGACCUCAGACUAACAGUAUGCCACUUCUACCAACAGGCCUGUCCAUGAAAUAGUAUCUAGGUUCCAGUUCCACCAGUUUCUGCAGGAUGGUAAGAGGAGAAAAUAAGAAAUAGAACUGGUAUUUGCUUUCAUGUAUUAAUCAAAUUUUCAAGAUGUGGGCAGUCUGAGAUCAGUGUAUUGCCCUUGAGAGAAGUGGUGGCAAGUUACCUCAAACCACUGUAGUCCUGUGCAGGUCUCUCACAGGAUUUAGGACCAAUGUUCUAAUUCCAGUCAGGAUGAUGGUGAGGAAUGGUGUUCCUGGUGGUAGAAGUUUAUGAAGGGCCUGGGCAAAUACUUAGUGUCUUUUGUAGGUAGUACACACUGCACUGAAUAUGGAGGGAAUGAAUGUUUAGGUGGUAGAUGAGGUACCAGUUAAAUAUGGUCUUAGAUGAUGUUUGUUUUCUUGAGACUUGUUGGAGCUGCACUCAUCCAAGCAAGUAAAGUUCCAUCACAUUCCCAGAUUGUGCCUUAUAGAUGGGGGAGAGGCAUUGGCAUGGGCCAUUAGGGAUGUCACGGUAGUGUAUCAGUUAUUAUAGCUCAGGGCUUCCGAGGUGGGAGUUUUAUCCUGGCAUCCUCUGUAAGGAGAUUGUACAUCCUCCCUGUGACCACGUGGGUUUCCUCCCACAGUACAAAGACAUACCAGUUAGUGGGUUAAUUGGUCAUCGUAAAUUAUCCCAUGAUCAGGCUAGGGUUAAAUCCGGGGUUGCUGGGCAUUGUGUCCCAAAAGGGCCUUUUCCACACAGUAGCUCAAUAAAAUAAAUAAAUGAAUGGCAGGUGGGUCACCUGCACCAGGAUGUCUAGCCACAGUCCUGUUCCUGUAACUAUAUAUUUACCUGACUUCAGGUUAAGUUUCGGGUCAGUGGUAGCCCCUAGGACCAGGAGUUCCCAACCUGGAGUCCGCGGACCCUUUGUUUAAUGGUAUUGGUUCAUGGCAUAAAAAAGGUUGGGAACCCCUGCCCUAGGAUAAUGAUAUUGGGGGAUUGGGAAUGCCAUUAAUGUCUCGACUUGGUGGUUAGAGAUUGUCAUUGGCUAGCAUUUUUGUGGUCUGAAUGUUACUUACUAAUUAUCACUUCAGACCAUUAGCCUAACAUGAUACCAAUCUAAGCUAAUCCCAUCUGUCUGCAUGUGGUCCAUAUUGUUCCAGUCCCCGCCUGUCUAAAUGCCUCUUAAGCGUACUGUCAUAGCUGCUUCCAUCACCUUCACUGGCAGCACAGUCCAGGUAUUUACUAAUCACUGUUUUUUUAAAAAAAAAUUGCCUCAUCUCCAUUAAACUUUUCCCCUCAGCUUAAAUCUGUAUCUAUCAUUUAAUGUACUUUUAUUAUGUCACUCCCUCGGUCUCUGGCACAGUGAAAGCAAUUCAGGUUUGUCCACUUUGCCUUGCUACAACCAGUGAAGGCAAAUAUGUUAAAUGCUACCUUUACUAUCAUAUCCACUUGUGUUGCCACUUUCAGGGAGCUGCACCCCAAAAUCCCUGUAAACAUCAAUGCUCCGAAGGCCCCUGCCAGUGUGUACCUUCCUCUUGCAUUUGACCUCCCAAACUACAACACCUCACACUUGUCCAAACCAUAAGACCAUAAGUUAUAGGAGCAGAAGUAGGCCAUUUGGUCUGUCAAAUCUGCUCCACCAUUCAAUCAUGGGCUGAUCCAAUUCUUCUGGUCAUCCCCACUCCCCUGCCUUCUCCCCAUACCCUUUGAUGCCCUGGCUAUUCAAGAACCUAUCUAUCUCUACCUUAAAUGUACCCAAUGACUUGGCCUCCACAGCCGCUCUUAGCAGCAAAUACCACAGAUUUACCACCCUCUGACUAAAGUAAUUUCUCCGCAUCCCAGUUCUAAGUGGAUGUCCUUCAAUCCUGAAAUCGUGCCCUCUUGUCGUGGACUCCCCUACCAUGGGAAAUAACUGCCAUAUUUAAUUUUUUCAGGCCUUUUAACAUUCAGACUGUUGAUUCAUUCUCCUGAACUCCAGGGAAUACAGCCCAAGGGCUGCCAGACAUUCCUCAUACGGUAACCCUUUCAUUCCUUGGAUCAUUCUCGUGAAUCUUCUUUGAACCCUCUCCAAUGUCAGUAUAUCCUUUUGAAAAUAAGGAGCCCAAAACUGCACACAAUACUCUUAAGUGUGGUCUCAGAAGUGCCUUAUAGAGCCUCAACAUCACAUCCCUGCUCUUAUAUUCUAUACUUCUCGAAAUAAAUGUCAACAUUGUAUUCGCCUUCUUCACCACCAACUCAACCUGGAGGUUAACCUUUAGGGCAUCCUGCACAAGGACUCCCAAGUCCCUUUGUAUCUUUGUAUCAUCGACAAAUUUAGCCACAAAUCCAUUAAUUCCAUAGUCCAAAUCAUUGACAUACAUUGUAAAAAGCAACGGUCCCAACACUGACCCCUGUGGAACUCCACUGGUAACCGGCAGCCAGCCAGAUAGGAUCCCUUUAUCCCAACGUGUACCAAGACUUCUGGCUGUUCACCCUCUCCCUUCAGAAUACUCUGCACCCCAUCCAAGACAUCCCAUAUCCUGGCAGCUGGGAGGCAACACACCAUGUGGGCAUCUCUAUCAGACUGACAGAACCUCCUGUCCAUUCCCCUCACUAUGGAAUCCCCUAUGACUACUGCAUUCCUCAUCAUCUUCUCUUCCUUCUGCACCAUAGAACCAGGCUCAGUGCCAGAGACCUGAUUGCCGUGGUCAUCCUCUGUCAGGUCAACCCCAUCAACAGCGUCCAAAAUGAGAUAACGAUUACUGAGGGGGAUGGCCACAGGGCUGCUCUCUACUAUCUGAGCUCUUCCCAUCCCUUCCCUGACAGUCACCCACUUGUCUAACUCCUGCAGCUUCAGGGUGAUUAACUCCCUGUAGCUCCUAUCUAUCUUCUGCUCACUUUCCCUUAUAAGCUAUAGACAAAACUCCGUCUGCCAUUUCUCUUCACAACUUUCCACCUGAUCUAUAUCCUACCUUAUCCUUUGACAACCUUCCUCACUAUCCACAACUUCACUAGUUUUUAUGUUAUCUGCAAACUUAAUCAGACCACCUACAUUUUCAUCCAGGUCAUAUCUACAUUUUACAAAGAUAAUGGAUCAGUUGUUUCUUUCAGAAAUGCCAAAUUGUUCAUUGUUGGCUGUAUCUGGGCAUGAAGAGAAACACUUCUAUCCUAGGUACAGUAUCAGCAACCUGUGUGACUGUAAGAAAAUAAAGAAGAAUUAGAACACCAGCAUUUGUAGUGCAGUGAACAUUAGCAUCAGCCUGCAGGCAGAUAACCUCUUCCUCGAAUGUCCAGGCAACUGUGAUUGGAACCUCAGUGAAGGUUGCCCCCAAUGGCUGUUUCCAUUAGUGUUUCUGUGAUGGUGUGUAAACACUGAAUUAUAUGGGUUAUACAACAUUCAUAUCUCAUCAUAAUCACCACUGCGUUUCUUUUGCUGCUGUGGAGUAAAUGGCUUAUGAAAUA